AUGGCAAUUCUCGAGACGGGCCAUGCAGUCCAUGUCUCCACGGUGCAGCGCUGGCUUGCACAGCCAUCUCGCUUGGCGAAAACCAUGCGGAUCUGUUUGCCUCACAAGGACAUCAGCGAUGAUACAGCGUCGCUUCUGAGUGCUUUGACAUUGCAGUGCUGCAAUUUACAAGUGCUCCAGCUUCCUGGGAACCGGAUCGGCGAUCACGGAGUGUCUUGCUUAGCGGAAAGCCUGAAGCUUCUCUCAGCGUCCCUGCAGAUCUUGGAUCUCAGCGACAACUGCCUGUCGGGUGUUGGUGCAAAGAAGCUGGCGCGCAUAUUCUUCUGCGAGGGAGGUGCAGCGCCCUUGCAAGUCGAGCCUCGGUUCCGGUUGCUGGACCUCUCCAAGAACAAGCUAGAUGAUCAUGGGGUAGCAGGUGUGGCCCGGAACAUCGCAGCAGGAAAGGUGCUUGCCAAGCAAACACUUCUCCGGCUGCAACAAGUAGGAUGCAGCAGUCAGGGGCUGGCCGGCUUUACCGGAUGCCGUCUAGCCGGACUCGACAUCGGAUACAAUGCACUGGGCCUCGAUGGUGCCCGGAUGCUUCUGGCAGCCAGGCGCAGGAAUCGGUGGCACUCGUUGCGAAUGUCAUGUAUUUCAGAUGGCGCGAAAGCCUCCGAAAUGUUGAGCUGGUCAGCGCUGGCCGGCUUUGACUGCCUGGAGAAGGGCCUGAAUGAUUUCGAGUGUAAUGGCAACCAUCUUGGCGAGAACGCUUGCUGCUGCCUCGCUGAAAACAUGAGCAAAUGGAUUCCGACUUUGCGCCGGCUCGCCCUCUCCAGCACAGGAGUUGGCCUUCGGGCCUGUGGUGCGCUGGGUCAGGGACUCUGGCCCGGGGCAGGGCUCGCCGGUCUGAAGACGCUGGACCUUUCCAACAAUCAACUGAUCGAUGUGUCCGUUGAAUUGCUGUGCAACGGUCUUUCCAGAUGCGUGUCCCUUCAAGAGGUGCAGCUAUCGCACAAUGCAAUUGGAAGUCGUGGUUCUAUUGUGCUAGCCGGCGCCCUGCAGGCGCAGAGGCGCUUGGCGAUCCCCCCGCACACAGGCAUCAAGCUACUGGGGCUUAGCGGCAAUCCGGUGGGCGAUGGUGGUGCGAAAGCCAUAGCGGCUGCUGCAGCUGCCAGCACACAGGAUCCACGCUGCUUGGGCUUCGCAGCUUCCUGGGGCUUGGAGCAGCUAGAGCUGGCUUGCACCCAGGUUGGGCAGGAGGGAUGUGAUGCCCUCGCUGGUGCCGUCGCUGCUCGAGCAGCACUGGCCGAGGAGGCAAGCCGCCGCCUUGCAGAGAUCCCUUCAGCAGAGCUACUGGAAAGAUGCAGCAGGCUGCACCCAGCAGGGCUGACGGUCCUUGGGAUGGACUUGAGCAAUGCCGAAGUCGCAGAGAUGCUGCACACGGCCUGUUGCCGUAUGGCAGCCCAUUGGCCUACGAGCCAGGAGGGCGGAUUGGCUCUCGUGUCACCGUGGUUAAGCCUCCAAGACGACGCGGCUCCCCUACAGGACUCAAACUUGGAAGCAGAAGAGUUGGCACAGAACGAGGUGGGCCUUGGGCACAUCAAGCUGGAUGAGUUUUACUUCGUCCGAGUCAAUAGAGGAAGCGAUCCAAUGACAGAAGAGCAGACAUCUUCAGAGUGCGCGGAACAAAAUGCACAUUCAAAAUCCGACGUGCUCGGCGAGACGGUUCAGGAUGGACCUGCCGCAGUGGAUCCCGAAGCGGGCUCGACACCACAACGAGCAGCUCCUGCCAAAGGUAAAGGCAAGCCCACCUGUGCCAAGGGCAUGGGCCCACCUCCCAAAGGGAAGGGCAGAGGCUCAAAUGCUUCAGCCAUUGGAAAGGGCAAGGGCAAAGAGGCCAAGGAUCGAGAGGAAGGCAAAGCCAAAGGAGCAGCCCCGUUCGGACGAAGGAUGCAUUGGGUUCAGCCUCAGUACCAGCAACCUGAGCACGACACCGUGUUUGGCGAUGCAGAGGCUGCGUUUGAUUUGGAUACGGAUGCAUUGGCAUCCUUGCUUAACGGCGCCUCAGCGCGGAACAGGUGCCAGGCACAGAACAUCGCCAUCGUUUUGAGCAAGCUUCCAGUCUCGUCCGAGGACGUGUGCGAAGCGUUAGGGACACUUGAUUUUUCUCGGCUUGCACUUUCAGAUGACAUGGUGGAGCUGCUCACGAGUGUACUCCCUACGCAAGAAGAAACACAAAAGCUGAAGAGCCACAAAGAUUGUCCCGAGCAUUUAAGGGACAUUGAGCAGAGAGUUUUGCCUUUCUGUUUUCUGCCGCGGGCAACGGCUCGCUUGAGACUUUUUCGGUUUGCCGCUUCGCAUGCAGAAAGUGCGGCAACGUACCUACAACGGUGUCGCACGCUGGAUCUUGCCGCGUUGGAAGCCAAAAGCAGCCAAGAGCUGCGGAAGGUCCUGGCUUUGAUUCUUCGCAUUGGCAACUACAUCAACCAUGGAAUGAAGGACAUGAGCGGCGGCGCCCGCGCUUUCUCCAUUGAGACACUGGCUGCCAUUACAAGUUUUAGACUUGGCAGCAUGUCCACUCUCCAAUUUCUUUGCGUGACCUUUCGCCGAGCAAAUCCAAGUUUUCUCGACGCGUUACAGAUGAGUCUACAGCAUGUUCCAAAGGCGGCCAGGGAGAAGAGCGUGCAUUUAAAGUCUUGCAUCCAGGCCUUCCGGAAAGAAGUUGACUUCGCAGAGAGGGAGGUGUCCUUAUUGCCGGAAGAUCAACUUUCAGAGGUCACAGCCGGACUUCUGAAAGAUUUACAUGCAGAAGCUCUUGAGUUGGAGAACUCACUGGCGAUGGCGUUUGGUAAGUGCGAGGAGGCCCAAGAAUACCUUUGCACAUCCGAGGACAAGGCAAACGAUGCAGCUCCACCUCCCUACGAGAAUUUAUUCCUGCACCUGUCCGACUUCCUUGAGUCGUUUCGGAAAGCAUGGAGGGAGACGGAACCUGUUCCCAGUCAGAAAAAUCGAUUACAGUCCAAGCACAAGACACGCAAGCAGCGGGAACCUUCCGAGAAGCUGCAAGACGGCGGUCGCUCAAACAUCAUGGCCAAAGCUAGAGCGCCGAUCUGCCGAAGGGCCUACCCUGACUCAGAACCACUGCCAGAGCGAGAAAGUGCGAAAUGUUUGCAGCAAGUUGAUGCAGCACAAGAGCUG
Symbiodinium sp. CCMP2592 is the source of this 3177-nucleotide messenger RNA. Lineage: Eukaryota; Dinophyceae; Suessiales; Symbiodiniaceae. The record is from the annotation of a GenBank genome assembly.